AUGCUGGAGGGUGAUGCCCACGAGUGGUGGUGCAAUGUAACUCACCCUUUUACUAUUCAAGGUGAAGAGUUGACAUGGGCCUUAUUUGAAGGCUUGUUCCACGAAGAAUAUUUUCCCCAAGAUAUCCGAGAGGCAAAGCAAGGAGAGUUUGAUAAGCUUGUACAAGGGUCGAUGAUCGUGGAUGCCUACUUGGCUAAAUUCAAUGAGUUGGUAAAGUUUACCAAUUAUGGGGGUACCCUACCUACGCCCGAGUUUUUAUCUGCUAAGUUUCAAAGAAGACUGAGUGAAAAUAUUGCUACGAGGAUGUCAAAUACGGCAGUGAGAAAUUUUGCUGAUCUUGUGACCCAAUGUAAGAGGGUUGAAACUGUUUAUGGAAGAUAUUCGAAAUCUAAUUCGACAAAAGAGCAAGAAAUGAAGAGGACAUCUGGUCUUUCUGGUAAUAAUAAUAAUAGAGGUGGCUACCAUCACAAUAACAACAGGGGUAAGGGGUUGCAAGUAAGGCAGCCUCCUAGUCAAUUCAAGAGGAAUGGGGCCCCGAAUGGUGGAGCUGUUGACAGGUAUUAUACCCCACAAUGUGGAAAGUGCAAGAAAUACCACAAAGGUGUAUGUGGAGCUUCCCCGGGGGCGUGUUUCAAGUGUGGUCGGGCUGGCCAUUUUGCUAGGAGUUGUCCAUCUGCUACUGGGCAGGCUGCGAAUCUACAGGCCUUACCGACUACUACUACUACUACUACUGUUGCUACUGCUAUUCCUACAAUUGGACGAGUGUAUACUACUAAUGCACAACAUACUGAAAGGGCCCCAAAUCUGGUAAAAGGUAUAAUUUUCAUUUCUAAUAUUGAUUUGUCUGUAUUGUUUGAUUCGGGAGCAACACAUUCGUUCGUGGCGGAAUAUGUGGCUAAGGCAUUGAACUUAAAGGUAACACGAAUGGUUCCCCCUAUGCCCAUUACUACUGCUACAGGAGAGGUUAGUGAUUCAUCCUAUAUAUGUGAGGAGGUUGAGUUCGUCUAUGAAGGCAGGGGUUACACUAUUGAUUUGAUUAUCUUUCCCCUGGCCUCAGUGAAUUUGAUUUUAGGGAUGGAUUAG
This is a messenger RNA of Gastrolobium bilobum, 1083 nucleotides long. RefSeq lists its product as uncharacterized. Gene Ontology annotation, molecular function: nucleic acid binding; zinc ion binding. The coding region runs from base 1 to 1083 and encodes 360 amino acids. The transcript has a single exon. The record is from RefSeq and is a predicted model, not a curated record. Lineage: Eukaryota; Viridiplantae; Streptophyta; Magnoliopsida; Fabales; Fabaceae.